AUGAAUUCUGCGGCAUAUAUAUCCAUCAUACUUGGAUCUUGCGUACUAUGGGUGGCCUGCUCAUUUCCAGUGGCACUAUCUUGCGAUUCGUGUGGUCGGGAGUGUGCAUCGGCUUGCGGGACACGUCAUUUUCGUACAUGCUGUUUCAAUUACCUACGUAAGCGCAGUUCACCGCCUCCAGAAGGGCCAAUGGAAUACGAUAAACAUUUGGAAUUGUGGCAUGCAUCGAAGCCGAUGAGACAAAACCCUCCAAUGAACCGACGGUACCUUAGCGACCUCUUGUUCAAAAAUGUAGACAAUGAUAUGGAUUAUCAGUAUAUACCGAUUAAAGGAAGCAAUCAUUUAGUGCUUGACAAAUUCCGACCCACGGCACUCAGCAUUUCUGCUGGAGAAACUUCUGCACAUUCCCUCGAAACAGAUGGAAUAAGAAGUAUGGAACGAAGUAGUGAAAAAUCGUCCGAAGAGUCUCAAACCGGCCGAGUACCGUUACUAUAUGAAUCUUAAACAUCUUUUGCUACAAUUGUUAGUUUUACUUAAUGAUGUUUAACGGUUGGUAGAAGUUAGAUUCUUAAACAUAAAUUACCAGUAUUUUCGCAUUUUUUUUGCAGCGUAUUUGAUGUUCGACCACAAACAAACAUUUAGGCUGGGUAGGUGUAGGUUUCAAGUCGAAGAUCAAACUCUACGCUAGCAAAACAUUAUACUCACAUGAAUUCCAAACCCAAUAUCAAUAUUUCCACCUACACCCUUCUAUAUCAAAGCAACGCAAUGAAACCAUAAAACACAACCGUUAAUUAAAUAAUUAAAAUUAUUCACGCGCAUUCUGUUCAGUAAAUACGUAGUAUUCAAUUGGCUUCACAACAGGUUACAGACAUCGGUUUAUGAUUGGUUACAUUUUAAGGUAACCUCUCGACAACAAUGCACUCUUUUAGAGACAAAAACAUAUGUGAAAGUCGAAGAAGAUAACCUCUAACAACUUUAAGAGAUGCUGGUAGGGAUUUGACGUGUUGAAGUUUGUAAACCGAUUAUAAAAUGUAAUUUAUGUAGUUAAAUGCAAUAAAGUGAGUACUAGUGUGGUCAAAAUUA
This is a messenger RNA of Anopheles nili, 1083 nucleotides long. RefSeq lists its product as uncharacterized. The record is from RefSeq and is a predicted model, not a curated record. The transcript has 2 exons. NCBI's taxonomy places the organism in Eukaryota, Metazoa, Arthropoda, Insecta, Diptera, Culicidae. Bases 1 to 504 code for a protein of 167 amino acids.